AAAAGAAAAUGCAUUGGCUGCUCAGAACUCCUUGGAAACGCAAAGAAAAAAUGUCCAAGUUGUAUGGCCAUUCAGCCAUACAAAGCAAAAUUAAAAGCCAAAAGAACUAAAUUCAAUGAAGUCAAGGAAGAAUGGGUCGAAAAAACAAAAAAACAUUGCAACAGAACGCGAGUCAUGGAUGGAGCUCAUUUACUGGUUGAUAAACUAUGUGUGCUGGGCUUCUACCCGUUGCUUUUCUACGGACAAAAGGUUAAAGGGAGAAACCGUUACCAAGCACACAUCAUCAUACCUGAAAAGGUUAAAGAAGCAUUCUGUGGACACGCUGUCUUUACAACAAUGAAGUCCUUAUAUGAAAAACUUCUGAAAGUAUACACAGAAACUAACGAAAAUGUCACUGUGUCUGGUGUGGAGCAGGAUCCUUGUGCUGCAGCCAACAACCUGCAGGUUUGUGAGAAUGAAUCGGUCAUUGACAUGGCCAGUAGCCAGCCAGGUUCCAGCAUCAGCCUUCCAGCCAGUAGCCAGCCAGGUUCCAGCAUCAGCCUUCCAGUCAGUAGCCAACCCGGUUCCGGCAUCAGCCUUCCAGUCAGUAGCCAACCCGGUUCCGGCAUCAGCCUUCCAGUCAGUAGCCAACCCGGUUCCGGCAUCAGCCUUCCAGUCAGUAGCCAGCCCGGUUCCAGCAUCAGCCUUCCAGUCAGUAGCCAGCAGGGUUCCAGCAUCAGCCUUCCAGUCAGUAGCCAACCCGGUUCCGGCAUCAGCCUUCCAGUCAGUAGCCAACCCGGUUCCGGCAUCAGCCUUCCAGUCAGUAGCCAACCCGGUUCCGGCAUCAGCCUUCCAGUCAGUAGCCAACCCGGUUCCGGCAUCAGCCUUCCAGUCAGUAGCCAGCAGGGUUCCAGCAUCAGCCUUCCAGUCAGUAGCCAACCGGGUUCCAGCAUCAGCCUUCCAGUCAGUAGCCAGCAGGGUUCCAGCAUCAGCCUUCCAGUCAGUAGCCAACAGGGUUCCAGCAUCAGCCUUCCAGUCAGUAGCCAGCAGGGUUCCAGCAUCAGCCUUCCAGUCAGUAGCCAGCAGGGUUCCAGCAUCAGCCUUCCAGUCAGUAGCCAACCGGGUUCCAGCAUCAGCCUUCCAGUCAGUAGCCAGCAGGGUUCCAGCAUCAGCCUUCCAGUCAGUAGCCAGCCCGGUUCCAGCAUCAGCCUUCCAGUCAGUAGCCAGCAGGGUUCCAGCAUCAGCCUUCCAGUCAGUAGCCAACCGGGUUCCAGCAUCAGCCUUCCAGUCAGUAGCCAGCAGGGUUCCAGCAUCAGCCUUCCAGUCAGUAGCCAGCAGGGUUCCAGCAUCAGCCUUCCAGUCAGUAGCCAGCAGGGUUCCAGCAUCAGCCUUCCAGUCAGUAGCCAACCGGGUUCCAGCAUCAGCCUUCCAGUCAGUAGCCAGCAGGGUUCCAGCAUCAGCCUUCCAGUCAGUAGCCAGCAGGGUUCCAGCAUCAGCCUUCCAGUCAGUAGCCAGCAGGGUUCCAGCAUCAGCCUUCCAGUCAGUAGCCAGCAGGGUUCCAGCAUCAGCCUUCCAGUCAGUAGCCAGCAGGGUUCCAGCAUCAGCCUUCCAGUCAGUAGCCAGCAGGGUUCCAGCAUCAGCCUUCCAGUCAGUAGCCAGCAGGGUUCCAGCAUCAGCCUUCCAGUCAGUAGCCAGCAGGGUUCCAGCAUCAGCCUUCCAGUCAGUAGCCAACCCGGUUCCGGCAUCAGCCUUCCAGUCAGUAGCCAGCAGGGUUCCAGCAUCAGCCUUCCAGUCAGUAGCCAGCAGGGUUCCAGCAUCAGCCUUCCAGUCAGUAGCCAACCGGGUUCCAGCAUCAGCCUUCCAGUCAGUAGCCAGCAGGGUUCCAGCAUCAGCCUUCCAGUCAGUAGCCAACCCGGUUCCGGCAUCAGCCUUCCAGUCAGUAGCCAGCAGGGUUCCAGCAUCAGCCUUCCAGUCAGUAGCAACCUAGGCCUUGGCAUCAGCUCUUCAGUUGGUAUUAUGGCUAUUAAUGAGAACCAUUUCAACAGUGGCCAUGCAACCAGUAGGAAGAGACCACACCCCACUGUCAGGCCUUCAAACAGUUUGAACAAUACAGAAUGUCCCAGAAUUGGACUAGGUGCCAGUAGAAUGUCAGGCACCAGCAUGUCCCAUCCCUAUAGGAACAAGUCAGGCAGUUUCAAGCUCUCUAAACAGGAAUUGAUGUCCAGCAUUCCAGCCCAAGAUGAAAAGCAGCAUCCUUCUGACAAUUCUGACCGUUGCAGAAAACAUGUGCCGAACAAUAAAAGGAAAAAAAAUCAAGAGGAGUGUACCAUACACUUGAAUGCAGACACAUACCCGUAUGAGUAGAUCAUUAGGAGGAGAGUAAGGGAGGGCAAGAAAGAGGUCCUUGUCCGCUGGAAACCAUGUUCUGGAUGUGGUUUGGCGUGGAAGGACACAUGGGAACCAUCUGAUGAAUUUGGUGGUGAUUGAUUAGAAAUAGUACACUGAUCUAUAAAAUUUGUAUCUGUUUGUUUCCAGUGCCUUUCAUUUGCAAAUAAAGGGGAAGUGGGGAUUGUUUUUUCCCUGCUGGAAACUUUCAUAUCUGUUCAUUUAAAAUAAAAAGUAAUUGCAGACACAA
Molecule: messenger RNA, 2614 nt
Organism: Astyanax mexicanus (Mexican tetra)
Lineage: Eukaryota; Metazoa; Chordata; Actinopteri; Characiformes; Acestrorhamphidae
Product: mucin-4
Exons: 8
Coding region: 64-2343 (759 amino acids)
Cellular component (GO): cytoplasm; cornified envelope
Source: RefSeq, a predicted model, not a curated record